Molecule: messenger RNA, 8450 nt
Organism: Hypanus sabinus (Atlantic stingray)
Lineage: Eukaryota; Metazoa; Chordata; Chondrichthyes; Myliobatiformes; Dasyatidae
Gene: vps37d
Product: VPS37D subunit of ESCRT-I
Exons: 4
Coding region: 97-954 (285 amino acids)
Biological process (GO): protein targeting to vacuole; protein targeting to membrane; ubiquitin-dependent protein catabolic process via the multivesicular body sorting pathway
Cellular component (GO): ESCRT I complex
Source: RefSeq, a predicted model, not a curated record
UCGCUGUCCCUGUGUCUCGGAUGCUGCAGCUGGCAUGGUCCGGCUCCGCUGUUAACUCCGCGGCGCGUACCCCUCCGGUGGCAGACCGACCGCAGCAUGUCCCGGGACCGCUUCGGUAUCUUCAGCACCCGGCAGCUGAAGGAAGUGCUGGAGAACGAGGAGAAACUCGCCGGGAUGGUGCAGCUGAGCCCGCAGUUACAGGCACUCCAGCAGGAGCGGGAGACAAUCCUGGCCAAUAACCGGAGCAUGGCAGAGAAGAAUCUCGGCAUGCAGCCCGUGCUGGACACCGGCAAACUGCACUUAGCCACAAAGUACCAGGAGCUGCUGGAGGUAACUACAGUAUGUGCAGAGAAGCAGAGGAAAGUGGCUGUUUACCUGGAGAGACAUAGCCCCAAGUCUGCACUGGAACACCUGCAAAGAGAUAUGGUCAAAAAGGAAGAGGAAUCUGAGGAAAUCACUGACACAUUCUUGGCUGGUAAGAUGUCACUGGAGAGCUUCCUGCAGAGGUUCCACAGGUCGAGGAAACUUUGCCACGUGAGGAAAACUCAAGUGGAGAAGCUGCAGGAGCUGAUUAAGAAGGACAAGCGGAGUCAGCAGCGGUUAGUGCAGCAGAGGGUGGAGCAGCGAACUGCCUCCCAAAAUGCCCCCCCUAACCUGAGAAAUGGACCUGUGCGCCAUGUGCUCCAUCAGCGUCAGGGCUUCAAGCACGCCAUCAUCCUAACCCCGGAGACCACGAGCCCGUUCCCUGCACCGUCACCUGUUCCUCAGAGCAAGAACCUGCCUCCACUCAGCCUGUGCGAGCACCAGCCUGCAGCUUCACAGCCGAGCAUUCCCCUCACACCCCAGGCACUUCGCUCAGGCCUGCGUUUGUUCGGCCAGAUUCCUUUCUGGACCCCUCGGCCAUUUAAGAUUCAGAGGGAGUACCCAGUGCGGAAACAACCGCCCUACCGAUAGGAGCAUGCACAGGCCUUCCAAAUACUGUUCUAUGCAAGUCAUUGCAGAUGGGGGAACAACAGAAUAACACACUACAGACAAAACCACAUCUAACAUACCUUGUCGGGAAAGGAAGGAAAAAGCAAUUAGGUGGAAGGCAGUCGUUGAGUAAGAGUCAGUGGAGGAGAAAUGGAUUUUCAUUUUGGGAUCUUGGAUUGCUCCUGAGUGUGUUUGCAAAAUAAGAGGUAGAAUCCUGAUGCGGUAUUUAGCAGUAGACCGACACCAUCUGAUUAAAGGAACAAUGUCUCUUCAUAAGUGGUUAAUUGUAGGAUUUGUCAUGAAGAAAUAUUUCAAACUUCCCCUUUAUAGUGGUGGAUUUUCUAGUUUUAGUUCCAGAGGAUAAUUCUCCGGAAAUGUAUCCACCUAAAUGGCCUGGAUUGUACAGUCCAUGAAUGUGAUUGAGCAUCUGGGAGACUUGAAGAAUUGUGUUAAUUAUUUGCUUUGUGAUGUAGCCAGUGGAAUGAGUACCCUGAAAAUGAAGGUUGGUCUUACCUGUCUUGCUCACAGGUACAAGUUUCUUUGCAUGAAAGAUAAACGUGAUUGAGAAACUGGAUGUCCUCACCAAGACCCAGUUGGGUCAAUAUUGCUUUGUUACAGCUCAGAUCUGACUGGAUCUCGAAUUGCUCUGGACAAUAGCCAAUGAGACUGAGAUGAGAACUCUCAAACAUUAUCCUAAAUGAAACAAAGCAGCAUCUCCUGAAAUAUCUGCCUCUGGUGAUGAUAAGAAAGGUUAGACAUGGCUCUUGAAUGCAGUCUCUGGCAAUCGAUUCAGUGGUGGAAAUUUUCCCUUGAGUAGAAGUCAUAGGGCUUACCUUGGAGCUAACUGAUCUGGCGUGAGAAUGGCUUCCAAGUUUGGAAGCAAAUGGCCUCCAAGUUUGGGAGUAAGUAGAAUCAUUGAACAUGACAGCACAGAAACAGGCCCCUCAGCCCACCUAGUCUGUGCUGAACUUUUAAUCUUCCUAGUCCGAUUGGCCUGCAUCCAGAGCAUAGCCUUCCAUACCCCUUUCAUCCAUGUACCUAUCCAAAUUUCUCUUAAAUGUUGAAAUUGCCCCAAUCCACCACUUUCACUGGCAGCUGGUUUCACACUCUCAUCACCCUCUGAGUGAAGAGGUUCCCCCUCAUAAAACUUCACCCCCCCUUUGUAAUUACUACGCUAGUAAUUGGGGCUAUGUGUCUGAAAGGAAAUGGGUUAUAUUAAUUCCUCAGAGUUAUUUUUUGUUAUCUGCAUGAAAAGAGCAAGAACUGUACAUGUAAACAAGCAGACUUUGAACAAUUUGGCAUAAAUCUUUUUUUUAAAAAAAGUCUGCUGUUCCACCUGUUUUGGGCAAUUCUUGUUCAUUGUUAACACUGGAACUGAGUAUGCAACUCCUAAUUGACAAUUAGUUGUCCAACAAAAGGUCCUGCUGCCUGAUCUACAGUAAUCCACCAUCUUGUAGCUGAGAUGGAUGCCAUAUGUAAACGUCACUGUCGUGGAUUUAAAACUAUAUUGAGAAAAAUAGAAAUCAGGUCACUGACAUGCAAGUUAUAAGCAGUUACAGUUUCCCUUGUGAAUGAUUUCAACAAAUUACAAGUGGCAACACUUGGCCUGCAUUUACUGCAUAUUGAGAUCGGCGAUGUUAAAGAGAUGCGCCAGUAGAACGCUAGAUUACUUUGAGAAAUGUAACACACAAUUUAAUAGUUAAUGCAGAUCUCAAUAAAAUUAAGCCACUCAUUAAGUUCACAGCCAGUUUCAAAAGUAUUAGCUUCUAUAUGGAAUUAAUAAUUUGAACAAUUACAUUUAUCUGGCUGUUUCUUGGCUCCAUACCAAUAGGUGUAAGAAUAAAGUAUACAGGUAUUAGGGUUUGACCGUGUCCUGUUUCAGUCUUGAACUCAAAGUUAUUCCUACUAGGACUUGCAGAAAGGUUUAUGACUUUGGCCAAUCCAACGGAUUGAGUCCUGCUGGAAACUGAAUGGAAUUAACUCUCAGUGAUACUUCUCCAUGAGCUGACAUAGAUUAGUAAAUGACCUUACCUCUUGAGCAAAAGGCCAGGGAACAAGAUAACAAUGCAUUAAAAUUCCUCAUCCCUUAGUGCAGGUUUUUCAGGAUUGCUCUCCAACCCUUCCACAUCAGAUUCAAUUAUGCCGGCUAAUCUACACAAACUGGACUUACUCAAGCAGCAUAUAAGCAACCAAAUUUUGUUUGCUGUUUACUGAGAACACCACCGUUCACCUUCAUGGAAUACAUUAUGCCUAGCUAAGCAAAGGUGUCUUAUCUUUACAUAGAAGUUAUAAGAUAGAACAGUUCAUGAACAGUUACUGCCCUCAACCAUCAGGCUCUUGAACAAAAGAGGACAACUACACUCAUCCAUUGAGAUGUUCCCACAAUCGAUGGUCUCACUUUAAGGACUCUUUAUCUUGUCACUUCAUGCUGUCAUUACCUACUUCUAUUUAUUUACAUUUGCAUUUACAGUUUGUUGUUUUCUAUGCUCUACUUGCUCUUUCAUUGAUCCUGUUAUAGUUAUUAUUCUAUAGCUUUACUUGAGUUCCCAAGGGAUAACGAAUCUUAGGGUUGUAUGUGGUGACAGGUAGUACUCUGAUAAUAAAAUUUACUUUGAACUUUAGAAUGUUUGUUUGAAGGCCUGGGUUUAACCUGGCCUGGGUUCAGCCACAAGAAUGCCAACAGCUAAGGCUAGCUACUGUUCAGAAAGAUAAAUUUCAAGCUUUCAGGAUGGAUACAUAGUAUUUAAUUUACAAGUAUUGGAUUUGCUUCAUAGGAUGCUUUCAUUGCUAAACUAAAGAGUGCGGAGGCUAACGUAGCAGUCAGCGUGAAUUUAAAAUUUAUGGGUUCUAACCCAUUAAUCCUCUGGAAUUCUCUGAGGAGGGAAUUACUGAACCAAAUUGAUAAGGAAAUAUAUUUAGAUUUUCAGGAGCUCCUUACCAGUAUGAGGCUGUUAAGAAUGGUUAAGCAUCAUGGAACAAAUAAAUUGAAUGUAGUAUUGGAUAGAAAGGAAGGUGCUGAGAUUUUGGAAGGAAGAAGCUUCUCUGGAAGCAGUAUUGCAUCCACGAUGGUUUAUUAUGGGUGCCAUUCAAAGAUCAAAAGUUCAAAGUACGUUUACUAUCUAAGUACACAUUGUCAGCAUAUCCUGCCCAGAGAUUCAUUUUCUUGCAAGCAUUCACAAUAAGACGAAGAAAUACAAUAAAAUCAAUGAAAAACUACACAUAAAGACUGAUAACGAAUAUGGGAAAGAAGACAAACUGUGUAAAUACAAAAAAAAGAAUAAAUAGUAAAUAAAUAAUACAGAGUUCAUGAGUUGUAGAGUCCUUGAAAGUGGGUCAGUUGUGGAACCAGUUCAGUGCUGAAGUUAUCCAACACUGGUUCCGGAGUCUGAUGGUUGAACUGGAUUAUAGUAUUUUUGCUAGGAGAGUGCAUCCUGCGUACAAGUUUCUGACACCUGUUGCUGUCAUCAAGCUAACUUUGAAGAGAUACAUAGUCUUCACAUAUAUUGGAAAUAUCUAAAAGUCUUUUGGAUAGUUUAACAUUUAUUUCCUUGAUGUCCCAUAUUUCAGUGUCUCCAAUUAUCAAAUCUGGAACCAUGGUUUGAUCUUAACCAUAGCUCAUUGCUUCUCAAAUCUUAUUCUCAAUUUGGCUACCUCACCAAUUAAGGAAUAGGAGGCAGAUGUUAAUGCAAAAUUUCCACUGGUUAGCUUUGUACCAAUGCUGGCCAAAACUAAGCAUUAAAAUGCUAAGACUAACAUGUUACACUGAAGCAAAGCAGAACUUCAGAAAACAUUUUUGGGAAUCUAUUCAAAAACCUUAAUAAAUAUUUUUUUAAACACUCCCUCCCCCACCAAGUAUUGGAUACAAAGCUCAGCCUUUGUGCCAUCAGCUGAUGGCAUGUUAAUUAACUCUUUGGGGAAAAAAAACAAAGUUUCAACAUUUGAUUAGGAACGAGGUUCUGCUGCUGACUGACCUCAGAUAUUUAUGGAACAAAAAGUUUUUAAUAUAUGCAGAGGAAAGGCUGGGACGUUGUGGGGAUUGGGGGAAAGCAACUGCCCAGGAAGAAGGUAUAGCCCAUAUACAGGCAGAGGGUGAUGAGUCUGGAAUUCAUUGUCACAGAUGGCUGUAGAGGCCAUGUCAUUGUGUAUAUUUAAAACAGAUUAUAGGUUCUUGAUUAAUAAGGGCAUCAAAAGUUAUGGGGAGCAGACAGGAGAAUGAGGGUGAGAGGGAUAAUAAACCCAGGAGGGAAAGGCCUAAUUUUGAUCCGAUGUCUUAUGGUCUACAGUCUAAAUGAUGUGAAUGAUAAAGCUGUGUGGGUGGGUGACUUCUCUGGAGUUUUUGUUUGAUUACUCUAGGAUAGUGAAGAUCAUGAAGGCACAAGUAGCACAGGGCUUUUUAAAACACGACAAAUUGGUCUGAAGACACUGUUUCCAUGCUGUAUGACAUUAUGACUCCAUAACAAUAUUGCACUGAGAGUUAAAGUCAAGGUUGUUAGUUAUUGUGAAAAGAUUUUGCUGUUUAAUGAUGGAAAAACUGGGAGAGCUUCAUCAACUGCUUCAAAGAAAUCCAAGAGAUAGGGAUGUCAGAAAAACUUGGGAACUGACUGAAUGCAACUUCAUCAGAUGACUCCUGCUACUCAUAAACUGGCAGAAAAUUAAAACAGUCUCUGGCUGUAAUGUAAACAAAUUACAUGAAUCUCUUUUAGGCAUUCCCUUCUCUAUUGCCACAAAUUUAAUGUGUAUUUUUAUGUCUACAAGCCUUUGCAGUGGAGAAGUAGAGGAGCCCUAAGGAAAUUCAUGAAGCGUCUAAUUCCUUGAAUACCUUACUGCCAGAUGGAAACUGUUUACUUAAGGCCAAAAAUAAUACUGUCGUGAUUUAUAAACUGGGGGGAGAAUAAUCAGCCAUGAAGGAAUAUCUGAUAGCCUGGGUUGUUUAGAAUCAAGGAAGCCGAUGGGAACUUUAAUUGGUAUCUAAAAUAUUGUGGGCCUUAGAUAGAGAAUGAAAGGAGAGAGCCAUUUCAGCUAAUGAAGGUCAAUAAGUUUGAAGCUUAUAAAGAAAUAUUUUCACUCUCCAGUUGGGAGAACUCAUUGCAUAGAUUUUGGUGAAUUUGCAGAAUGCCUCAUUACACUGAAAAUGUAAAAGGGCUUCUUAAGCAGUCCCUCAGGACUGAUGAUAAUUUGCUUCUAUUCAGGCUCUGCAAGUUCUGAUGAGACCAUAUACAUGUAUGCUGCCAAGCAAAACAAGGUUCCUCUGGACCAAGGUGCACAACACCGUAUACAUAACUCACACAUGAAGUAAUAUUACCACAAAUAAAUUAACAAUAAAUAAAAUUUAUUCCAGAAGAUUGACAUUUAGCGUAAGGUGCAUUUACAACACAAAUCAAAGAGUAAACAGUAUAACGUGACUGGUGCUUCAUUUGGGAUGAGACCUGGAAGGUGGCAGGGAGUUCAGUAAUCCCUUGGGCUAGGGGAAGAAGCUCUUUCCCAUCCAAACAGUCCUUAUCCUAAUGCUACAGUACCUCCUCCCUAAUGGUGAGGGCCUAAGAGGUCACAGGUAAGCAUGAGGUGCUCGAUAAAAUCAGUGGGUGAAUAUUUUGGGACGUGGAGUACCACUUCCAUUACUUUUGCUGAGUUUCUCCACAAUCCCAGUGAAGAAAUUUUGGGGACCCAAAAUGUUCUGCCGCAAUUUUAGGUGGUGAUUGAUCAGAUUUCUAGAAAGUUCAAGGGUCUGUUUCCUCCUCUUCUGAUAAUCUCUUUCUGUAACAGAACUUCAACUGGUGGUGUAGCCCAUUCAUUUAAAGUCACUAGUUUUGUUUAGAAGAUGCUGGCCUGGAAGAGGAAACUGAUGAUGUCUCUGCACUGAGAGAUUUUUCCGAAACAGCAUUGUUAGUACCCCUCCAGUGCUUCAGGUUGCUGUUGUAGAUGACCAUGUUUGUGAAGCAUGCAAGACAGUGGGGAUUAUUGUUACCUAGUAACAAGAUGACCUUUGCCCCAGGUUUGAGGACUGGAGCUUCAAUCACACUUUUCCUCUGAAACCCAGAAUCGGUGCUGGUGCAAGUGGAAACAGUCAUGAAAGUCUCCCUUUGCAAAGUGGUGCUUUCUGGGACCUGGGAAGCAGUUCACAUCAACCAAGGUUUCUUCAUGAUCAUUUAUUGUUGGGGGCAGUGUUGGUAAAGGGUGGUAAAUAUAUUAUUUAUAUUGCGGAUUGAUUCAGUGUCUGGGACCCUGGCCUCUGACAUGUAUACAUGCAUAUGUUGUCAGCUCAAUGACUGAGGAUAGAAUGACUUUGAACUUGGCUUUGGAAUGAAGGUGGGUUGAACAGUUUCCUAUUCAUCCCUUCCAGCAGGAAGCUGUUGAAGAUUAGCUGCAAAAAAGAAAGAGUAGAGAGUUGGAACAAUGACAGAAUCUGGUUUGGCCCUGAUCUUUGGUGGACCUGUUGCUUAGAAUAACGGUUUGCAUGCCAUCAUAUACCAGAUGUACAAAGGAGAUAAAAUUUAGAGGGAAAAUUAAUCUGAGAGAGAUACUCCACAGUUUGUCUCAGCAUAUUACUAUGAUGCUACAAACUGAGAUUUGAAAUGUGAGAUUUCACUGGAGAUGUCUUUCUCAGCCAGAAUGGUCAAAUGCCAUUUCAGUGCCACAUGUUUCUAUAAUUCCAUAAAGAUCUUUUGAAACUGUGCCAGCUCUCUGUAACCUCAGUGAUCUUAACAUAAUUGCCAUUCCUUGGGGCAAUGUGUAAAUACACAUAACCAAGUAUCAUUGCAAGGGUUACUAUGGUAAUUCUAACUGCUUAAAUCUGUGAGUAGCAAAGUUAGUUUGCUAUUAACAUGGAAGUGAUUUUCUGAAAUUCAAGUCACAUUCUACCUUAUCACAGUUCCCAAACAGCAACAGUGAUUCAGAAGUUAUUUAUUGGCUGUGAAAAGUAAUAUUAAUACUCUAUGUAGUCUCAGAUUGUCCUUGAGUGAAAGUCACAGAGAAUAUAUCAAUUAUUUUUCUUGCUCUUCAAAUGACAGGCAAUUUUUUUUACAGGUUCUCCCUAGUGCAGUGCUGACACCAGUUUUUGGUUUAAUCUCCCAUUCUGCUGAAUCACUUUGACCCUACACUUUUGCAACUUUAUCUAUCUAAGCUUCUCAAAACUCCACUGUUCCCACUUUAUCUGCUCCAUCUUUAUUUCAGUCCUUCAUUCUCUACACCAUUAUUGUCCAGCGUUCAAGAGCAGGUAAAUAAUCAUCCAAAAUUCAGUGUUUGGAGUGAGAGGUCUUGGGGCAAAGAAGAGAGACUCCAAUAUUCCAUGUAAGCACUGUGAGGAAAGAGAAAAUGCAAAUUGUAGAAGGGCCUGGGAGGUGUCACUGGCAAUGAGUUAGGUCACAGCAGAGAUACCAGUUUUGAGGGGUUUUUUUGGAAUGAUGGUGAAAGAAUGUAUCAUGUACAUGCACGGUUUUGUACAACAUGAUUUCAAUAAAAGAUCUUUUGUAUCAAAAAUG